Molecule: messenger RNA, 2148 nt
Organism: Microthlaspi erraticum
Lineage: Eukaryota; Viridiplantae; Streptophyta; Magnoliopsida; Brassicales; Brassicaceae
Source: the annotation of a GenBank genome assembly
AUGUCGUCUCCUCCGUCUCUGUUUUUCAUUCCGAUCUUGCUCUGCUUCUUCUCCCAUUUCAAUGAAGCUACGACGGAGUUUGAUUUCUCAACGCUCGCCAUCAGCAACUUGAAGCUCCUUGGUGAUGCUCGUUUGAGCAAUGGAAUCGUUAGCCUCACGCGUGACCUCUCCGUUCCUAACUCUGGUGCCGGGAAAGUCUUGUACUCUAACCCCAUCAGAUUCCGGCAACCCGGAACUCACUUUCCGACGAGCUUCUCCACCUUUUUCUCCUUCUCCAUCACCAAUGUCAAUCCGUCUUCCAUCGGCGGCGGUCUCGCAUUCGUUAUCUCCCCGGACGAAAACACAAUCGGCGCCGCCGGAGGCUUACUGGGUCUGGUUGGUCCUGCCGGGUCGCCCGGUUCCAAAUUCGUCGCUGUCGAGUUCGAUACGUUAAUGGACGUCGAUUUCAAGGACAUUAACAGCAACCAUGUCGGAUUCGACGUGAACGGCGUCGUUUCGUCUGUUUCGGGCGAUCUCGGCACAAUAGACAUCGAUCUCAAGAGUGGCAACACCGUCAAUUCGUGGAUCGAGUACGACGGGUCGACCCGGGUCUUCAACGUAUCCGUCUCUUACUCGAAUCUCAAACCCAAAUCUCCGGUUUUGUCUUUCCCUCUCGAUCUAGACCGUUACGUGAACGAUUUCAUGUUCGUCGGAUUCUCCGGUUCCACUCAGGGAAGCACAGAGAUCCACAGCAUCGAGUGGUGGAGCUUCACUUCCUCAUUCGUGUCGGGUCCUGGAUCCAGACCCGUACCCUCUCCUCCUACUGCUAGUUUAGUGAACCCGAAAGCUAAUUCGGUUAAUUCUCCGCCGCCGUUAGCGUCGCAACCGUCUACUUCCGCGAUUCCGAUAAUUUCCCAGUCAAAAACUUCGUCUUCUUGCCACAACCAUCUCUGCAAAGAGAAUCCGGGAGCGAUCGCCGGAGUAGUAACCGCCGGAGCUUUCUUCUUAGCACUCUUCGCCGGCGGAUUGUUCUGGAUUUACUCGAGAAAGUUCAAACGCGUCGAGAGAUUUGAUUCUUUCGCAUCGGAUAUCAUCAAAGCCCCUAAAGAAUUCAGCUACAAGGAGCUCAAAGCAGGCACGAAGAGCUUCAACGAGAAUCGAAUCAUCGGACACGGAGCCUUCGGGAUUGUUUACAGAGGCGUGUUACCUGAAACCGGAGACAUCGUCGCCGUCAAACGAUGCAGCCACAGCUCUCAGGACAAGAAGAACGAGUUCAUGUCGGAAUUAUCCAUAAUCGGAAGCCUCAGACAUAGAAACCUCGUCCGAUUACAAGGAUGGUGCCACGAGAGAGGCGAGAUUCUGUUAGUCUACGAUCUAAUGCCGAAUGGUUCGCUCGAUAAAGCUUUGUACGAGUCGCGAUUUCCGCUGCCGUGGGAUCACCGGAAAAAGAUCUUGCUCGGAGUUGCGUCUGCUCUCGCUUAUCUACACAGGGAGUGCGAGAAUCAGGUGAUACACAGAGACGUUAAAAGCAGCAACAUAAUGCUAGACGAGAAUUUCAACGCCAAGCUCGGAGAUUUCGGAUUGGCGAGACAAAUCGAACACGAUAAAUCGCCGGAAGCGACCGUCGCCGCCGGGACGAUGGGGUAUUUAGCGCCGGAGUAUCUUCUCACGGGUCGCGCCACGGAGAAGACGGACGUUUUCAGCUACGGAGCGGUGGUUUUGGAAGUGUUGACCGGAAGGAGACCGAUCGAGAAGGACUUAAAUGCGCAGAGACAAAAUGUUGGGGCGAAUCCGAAUUUAGUGGAAUGGGUUUGGGGCUUGUAUAAAGAAGGGAGAGUUUCGUCAGCGGCUGAUUUAAGGCUUGAAGGUAAGUUUGAUGAAGGAGCGAUGUGGCGGGUGAUGGUAGUGGGCCUGGCCUGUUCUCAUCCGGAUCCAGAUGCUCGGCCCACUAUGAGGUCAGUGGUGCAAAUGCUGAUUGGUGAGGCUGAUGUACCGGUGGUGCCUAAGUCUAGACCGACCAUGAGUUUUAGCACUUCGCAUUUGUUGCUGAGUUUGCAAGAUACUCUCUCCGAUUGCAAUACCUUGGCGUUGAACUCGAGCCGGUCUUCUUCAUGGUCGGUGCCCGAACAUAACGUUGUGAUUCGAAGCGACGAUGACCAUUUGGUAUAG